CUUACUCCAUCAUCUGUAGUUCUUACCACCACAAGUGUAAUAGUUCUGAGUGCAUUUAGGUAUUUGCUUUUCAUAUUGAUGGGGUUAAAAUAAUUGUGUGGAAGGAGGCAAUUAAGUGAACUGUUGAAUAAAUUAUGUUAGAUACAAGCAAUGCUUCAAAUGUUUUGGGGAAAUGCUUCCAUGGUCUUAUUUUCAGUUUUAAUACCUAUCUCAUUAAAUCCAAAUGCUUGUAGGGUGAACAUUUUUGCAUGAUACUUUGAUAAAAUGAUAUUUUUUAAAACUUCCAUCUCUUUAUUUCCUGGAUGUUAGAUUGGUAUCUCAUCUUGCUAUAAGUAACCCUAAAAACUGUAUGGCUGAAUUGGUGUGAACAAGUCUGGAUUAUUCCUGGGUUGAAGACCAAAGGCCUUAGAAAUGGAGGUUCACCAGUAUGCUACACAAGAUGAGGAACUUCAGUUUUGAAAAGAGAUGCUGUGGAUUAUAAUUGCAGCAGUUACUUUGGGCAAUGCAGUGGAAGCUGCUGAAAUCUGCUAUAAUAGACUCGGAUGCUUCACAGAUGAUGUUCCAUGGGGUGGAACAGAGCAAAGACCAAUUAAGAAGCUACCAUGGUCCCCAGAGGAUAUUAAUACACGGUUUUUGCUCUGGACAAGAAAAAAUAUGGCAACGUUUCAGGAAAUUACUGGAAUAAAUCCUUCAACAAUCGCAAAUUCUAAUUUUGACCGGACGAAAAAAACUCGUUUCGUAAUUCAUGGGUAUAUAGACAAAGGAGAAGAAUCUUGGCUCUCUGACAUGUGCAAGGCAAUGUUUGAAGUGGAAGAUGUGAAUUGCAUUUGUGUUGAUUGGGUACGAGGUUCAAGAACAUUAUACGACCAAGCUGCCAACAACAUUCGUGUGGUUGGAGCAGAGAUGGCAUAUCUUAUUGAUGUGUUAGAGAAAACAUUUAACUACUCACGUUCCGAGACCCAUAUUAUUGGACAUAGCCUGGGCAGUCAUGCUGCUGGAGAAACAGGAAGACGCAUUCCAGGAAUUAGAAGAAUCACAGGUCUAGAUCCAGCCAAGCCUUUUUUUAAGAACACGCCCAUUGAAGUUCGACUGGAUAUUUCGGAUGCAAUAUUUGUUGACAUUAUCCACACUAAUGGGGCACCAUUGGUUCCUUACCUUGGUUUUGGAUUGAUUGAACCCAUUGGACACCUUGAUUUCUAUCCAAAUGGUGGAGAAUUAAUGCCUGGAUGUGAUAAAAAUAUUGUUUCAACCAUAAUUGACAUUAAUGGCAUUUGGGAAGGUACACGUAAUUUUGCAGCUUGCAGCCACUUACGAUCAUAUAAAUAUUACACAGAGAGCAUCAGAACCAAAAAUGGAUUCAUUGGGAUUCCAUGUAACAGCUAUGAUGACUUUACAGCAGGGAAUUGUUUCAGUUGUCCAUCAAAAGGCUGCCCCCUAAUGGGUCACUAUGCUGAUACCUACCCUCUUGGAAAAGAUACUACUGAACCGAGUUUUUUUCUGAACACGGGUGCUGCUCCAACCUUUGCACGUUGGAGAUACCAGGUUACUGUCAAAAUUACUUGUACGCAGAGUAUCAGAGGGUUCUUCAGUAUUGCCUUGUAUGGUUCCAAUGUCAAUACCCAACAGUAUCAAAUUGCAAAAGCACUUUUGGAGUCUGGAAAAACUUUCGCAGCUGGCAUCGAUGUGGAGGAUGACAUAGGGGAGAUUAAGAAAGUCAAAUUCAUCUGGAAUAAUAAAUUACCAAAUCUUUUUGGGCCAAAAAUCGGCGCAGAAAUGAUAACUUUAUUAAGAGUGUAUGACCAACAAACCUUUAGAUUUUGUGGAACAGGGGCUGCUGGUGAAGAUGUUCUGCAAACUAUUUUGCCUUGCUCAUUUCCUUAAAGAUUAUUUCACGAUUUUGUAGUUUGGACAUAUGAAAGUAAAUAAAACUGUU
Stegostoma tigrinum is the source of this 1933-nucleotide messenger RNA. RefSeq names its product pancreatic lipase-related protein 2-like. The record is from RefSeq and is a predicted model, not a curated record. Bases 466 to 1881 code for a protein of 471 amino acids. Gene Ontology annotation, biological process: lipid metabolic process. NCBI's taxonomy places the organism in Eukaryota, Metazoa, Chordata, Chondrichthyes, Orectolobiformes, Stegostomatidae. The transcript has 13 exons. Gene Ontology annotation, molecular function: protein binding; triacylglycerol lipase activity.